Meloidogyne enterolobii is the source of this 803-nucleotide messenger RNA. Lineage: Eukaryota; Metazoa; Nematoda; Chromadorea; Rhabditida; Meloidogynidae. The record is from the annotation of a GenBank genome assembly.
GUAUUGUCCCAUUUUACCUGAGAGGAUCCUUUAAGAAUUGCCAAGGAGCGACGUUUUGAUUCAGUUGCGUAGAUAAAUCUUUUAAGCAAUCGAUCUUUCUGGUAAUCGACCUUUUGUCCCAAGCCAUAAACUUAUGACGACAUUAUUUGUUUUGUUCCUCGCGGUGCAUAAGGUUGUGGGGGUUUUUGUUUUACUUUCCAACAUUGAUGAUUAAUAAUGCGUUGCUUGUUUUUUUAUAUUAAGGUUUUUAAGUGGUUUAAUAAAGCAGCAAGUAUUUGAUUAUGUAUUCUCCACAACAGCCCAAUCUGUUACAAAUCUUUCAAACUGUUGACACUGAUCGUUCAGGUCGAAUUAGUUCCGAUGAGUUACAGAGGGCGCUGUCUAAUGGGACAUGGAGGCCAUUCAAUCCUGAAACUUGCCGUAUUAUGAUUUCUAUGUUUGACUCGGACAAUGAUGGUGGAAUUAGCUUCAAUGAGUUUCAAGCUCUUUGGAAUUACGUCAACGACUGGAGUCGAACUUUUCGCACAUUUGAUCGUGAUAAUUCAGGAAAUAUUGAUCGUGGUGAGCUAAUGUCUGCGUUGACACAAUUCGGUUAUCGUCUCUCGGGGCCAUUCUAUGAUAUGCUUAUGCAAAAGUUUGACCGUACUCAUUCAGGAAGGGUCAAUUUCGACGAUUUUAUUCAGCUUUGUGUUGUUCUUCAAACGCUCACUGCUGCAUUUCGCGAAAAAGAUUCUGAUCGUGAUGGCUGGAUUCGGAUUCAUUAUGAGGAGUUCCUUACGAUGGUGUUCUCCAUGAAGAUAUAA